UGCUUCGUAGAGCCUCAGGAAAACAUUCCGGGGUUCGGACGAUAUUUACCGAUGGACACCGUCUCAUUACAGGAUAUUGCAGCAUGAAGAAGGAGCAAGUUGUCAACUGUCAGUUUUCGGUUUGGUAUCCGAUUUUCAAGAAACAUACGAUUAAAAGUCUGAUUCUCCCACUGCCUCAGAAUGUAAUAGAUUAUUUACUGGACGAUGGGACACUGGUAGUCUCUGGGAGUGACCACAACACACAGCAGACACAAACUAACAACAACGACUCGGAUGCAGAGGAAGACAUUCAGUGGUCAGAUGAUGAGACAACCACCACUGUCACAGCUCCCGAGUUCCCAGAAUUCACCUCUAAAGUGCUGGAGGCGAUAAAUUCCCUGGGUGGCCGCAUCUUUCCCAAACUCAACUGGAGCGCUCCUCGGGAUGCUAACUGGAUUGCUCUGAACAGUUCCCUUCAGUGUGACAGCCUCAGUGAUAUAUUUCUGCUCUUCAAAAGUUCGGACUUCAUCACCCACGACCUCACACAGCCAUUCCGUCAGUGUAGUGACCAGGAUUCCCCAGAUCCUGUCAUCAACUAUGAGCUGGUCCUGAGAAAGUGGAGCGAGCUGAUUCCCGGUGGAGAGUUCCGCUGCUUCGUCAAAGAAAACAAACUGAUCGCCAUCUGCCAGAGAGACUACACUCAGUAUUACCAGCACGUCUUCAAGCAGGAAGAGCAGACCUGUCAGGCCAUACAGGAGUUCUUCAGCCAGCACAUUCAGUACAACUUCCUGGACGAAGAUUUUGUGUUUGACAUCUACAGAGACAGUCAGGGAAGGGUGUGGCUGAUCGACCUGAACCCGUUCGGAGAGGUGACCGACUCGCUGUUGUUCAGCUGGGAGGAGCUGACGUCUGGAGAAGUCGCCAACCAGCAGGAGGGCCCGGCGUUCCGCCACACCACCAGUGAGGUGACGGUGCAGCCCAGUCCCUGUCUGAGCUACAGGAUCCCGCGGGACUUUUUGGAACUCUCCACCGGAGAAGACGCUUACAAGCUCAUCGACUUCCUCAAACUGAAGAAAAGCCAGCAGGAAGAGUUGGAGGUGGAAGAGGAGGAGAAUGCUCCUCAGUGACACGGUUCCCCUGAAACCUGACAACAGUCCUCCAUGUAAUGAUUUUUGCAUGAAGUAACUCUUUACCCUCUGUCCUGUUUGAGCUCAUUAUUAUUUUUCUUUAUAUUUCUGCCCGUUUUCCCUCACGCACUCCUGGUAAUGGUACGUGCUGUACACGGGGUUUCUGUAAUGGCUCUCUCGCGUCAGUUGAAUGGAACAUGUGAAAUGAACGGAUUGCGCUAGCGGCUCUGAGGAAUCCUUUUCUGUCAACGUGCUCCCUGCCUCUGACACUUCUAAUGGCUGUCUUGCCAGUCGUAAUGUGAGACGAGCAGAGGGAGGCCUCAGCAGUGUCAAAUUGUCUGUUAUUCCAUUUCUGGGGGAAACUUUUAGGGGGGGAAGUAUUCACUAACGCUGUAAAGAAUAACUGAUUUUAUUCAUCAAGAUAAGUGUGUAUAUAAGUUAAUGUAUAUCCAUUAUGGAACAAAAAGUGUGUCUGGGUUGAAAAUGAACUAGUCAUCGACACACAUUUCUUUGUACCUGAGUUUGUGUCUAAUGAGGCUGCAGUGGAUUUUUUUAUUCAACACUAAAACCGUUCAUCACUUAGUCACUUUUAAUUUUUCUUCCCUGCCCCUCAAUCUCUCCUCCCUGCCAGAUUUCCCCUGAGCAGUUUUGACACACCCCUGUUUUCCAUCAUACAUCACCGCCGACUGUUGCUCCAAAAAACACCAUUAAAUUUCUUGUCAUGUA
This is a messenger RNA of Scophthalmus maximus (turbot), 1832 nucleotides long. RefSeq names its product cell division cycle 123 homolog (S. cerevisiae) (gene cdc123). The record is from RefSeq and is a predicted model, not a curated record. Lineage: Eukaryota; Metazoa; Chordata; Actinopteri; Pleuronectiformes; Scophthalmidae. The transcript is spliced from 13 exons. Bases 84 to 1106 code for a protein of 340 amino acids. Gene Ontology annotation, cellular component: cytoplasm.